AUGGAGAAGGAGUGCAGGGCCUUCCACACAAAUGUCGUGACAACUCAAGGCCACCACUCAGCAGCACUCAAGCAAUAUCUGACUGCCCUGCUCAUGAGCACUGACUACUUCACUCAGCCACCACCAAGGUCCCUUGCAGAUGAUGUCAUGUACAAGAAGAUGGCCCACUGCUGUAGCAAGUUGCAGUGUCACACUCAGGCUGCCCUGCUCUGCCAGUUGAUGGAAGAGCCAGACUAUGGUGCAUCAUUCAAGUCUCUGAAUGAACGCCAGUGCCAGGACAGCUGUGAUUCACUCUAUGAGCAUGUGUUUGAUGUAACACUGCUCGAGUUCCUGGUGCACCUGCACACACGGCGUGGCGAGUUAGAGUCCCGCCAGAAGGCACUUCACUGCAUGGGCUUACUUGAGCUGAAUGCCAGCAACAAUGAAGAGAUCCAGCGAGAAGCUGCCAAUGUGCGCCGGGGAAACUUUCUGCGAGUCAUGGCCCGCCAGUACCUUUAGGCGCAUUUGUCACACAUUCAUGCACUUUAACAGCAGUUUCACACGGAGCCACAUGCAUAAGAACUUGUUCGACUGUAGCAUUGCGUGACUACGCUAGAAGUGUGUAUGUACAGCUAUUUGUGUUUCUAUUCAGCAUCUAUACAUUGUUGUGUAGAUGAAUUAUGUUCAUUUGACCUUCACAGGAGUAAUGAACUUCUUUUUGUCAAAUUAAUAAAGAAGAGGCAGGAUCCGAA
Rhipicephalus sanguineus (brown dog tick) is the source of this 731-nucleotide messenger RNA. RefSeq names its product integrator complex subunit 8. The coding region runs from base 1 to 498 and encodes 165 amino acids. Gene Ontology annotation, biological process: snRNA 3'-end processing. Lineage: Eukaryota; Metazoa; Arthropoda; Arachnida; Ixodida; Ixodidae. The transcript is spliced from 3 exons. Gene Ontology annotation, cellular component: integrator complex. The record is from RefSeq and is a predicted model, not a curated record.